UCAUUGACUUGGCGUAGAACUUAGAGGAUGGUACGCCAAAUGGAUGACUCUACACUCCAGAAUGGAGUUUUUGCUUCAAGACAACACUGUGAUCAAGAGUAGCUGAUUUUUGGAAAAAAUAAUUUUUAACCCUUCUUUCUGUUUGCUAGGAAAGCUGAAGAUGUGUUGAUGCAUCACGCUUUUGUUGGAAAUUUUGCUAGAAUUUUGGAAGAAGAAAUUUGAUCAUGAUUUUCCGAUAGUAAAGUGUAUGACGUGGCCGUUCUUUCUCUUUUGCCAUGUAGUUCUCAUCUCACACAAGGGCUGAAGCAUUUUUUCAUUUCUUCUUUGUUUUUUCUACUGGAACUUGGCUAAAAUUUGGUCGCCGUUGCUGACAUCUUGGACAGAGAAAUAUGUCGCACCGGACGUACUAGAGCAGCAUGCGGCUGCCUCUAGGAAGUGUACUGGAAGAGUGUGUUUACCCGAGAUAGCGAUCACCCUCACUUUGGAAUUCCACAUUCCUGUUUAACCUGUGCAGCUUGGAAUAAGUGUUUUUUCUAAGAAAUAUAUAUAUAUUUUAUGUUUUUUAUUCGCAUGUGUGUGUGUCCGAAAACGGGAGACGACGUAUAUUUUUGGCGAUGAGUAGUGUCAAAGCACUAUCAGUAGGACAUAUAUCUACUCCUAUGUAUAUGGUCAUGGAGAGUUCUCAUGCUUUUAAAAAGAGUGUCCAUUGGCCUCCACAUGACGGCAAUGCCCAGUACAAGAGGCCGCCUCACCAGUCCCUUCCCCAUGGGGCUGGUGGGGGGCACCACAGUCCACCCCUAACGGGCACAAGGGGUUAUCCGUAUCCGCAAGACCCCUCGUCUCGUUGCCCCACCUCAUCUACCUCCUACGUCACUUCCGCUUCCUCCCCCCACUUGGUGCAUCCGGGUGGGGGUGGGGCCAUCUAUGCAUCUGCCAAUCAUAUGUACAGAGAUAGCCAUUUCCAGGUUGAUGCACGGGCACCUACGGAACCUCCUCAUCACAUAGACAGGUAUGGAGAUCACAAUGUACAGCAUGUUAGGCGGCGCCUGUCUUUGAGGCCAGCCCCCACACCAGAAUACUCAGUAGCAUUAGAACGGGAAAGGUAUAUGGAUGCCUUUCGCUAUCAGUAUGAGAGAGAAGUUGCUCUUGGUGUUUCGUACUCAUCUAAUGCCAUUACGGCAAGAACAUUAAAGCCACCUGUUGUAAGUGUGCAUACACCAUCAGAAAUGGACAAUGCACAGCCAAUGAAGCGACCUCGGCUAGCCGUGGAACCUAAAGCUCCCGUCCACCAACCUCUUACAAUAGAUACAAGAAAUGUUGUGAUCAAAAAAGAACCUGCCUAUACACCACAAGUGGAAGCCAUUUCCCCCACUUUACCAUCAGAAGAAGGGAGAUGUGAAUCUCCUGUAAGAACUGUGAAGGAUAGUAUGAAGGACAAUAUUCUAAGUACCAUAAACAGAAUUGAUAAGGAAAUAAAUCAAAUUGAGUCUCAGAUUACCAAACUCCAGAAGAAAAAGCUUGAGUUGGAAGCUGAAGCUAGCAAACCAUCUAUAACAAAGGAAGCUGUUAAAGAUGUUUUCCCAAUUGAAUCAAAACAAAUGAGUAUAGCACAAAUGAUAUAUUCUGAAAAUAAGACAAAAGCUCAAGAGUCUCAUGCAAUUCUAGAAAAAAUAGGACCUAAAGUUGAAAUUCCCAUGUAUAAUCAACCAUGUGAUACUGCUGUAUAUUUUGAAAACAAAAGAAAAUUCCUUGCAUUUAGGAGUAAGUUAGUCAAAUGGUUUCAGAAGCGUCAUCGAGAAAGAGAAUUAAGAGAAAAGCAUCUUACCGAAACUUACAGCAAACUUAUGCAAGAGUGGCUGAAGAAGAUGGAAAAGAAAGAGAACAAUGCUGCUAAAAAAGCAAAAGAUGCAAAACUGAGAGAAUUUUUUGAAAAGCAAUUUCCAGAGCUUAAGAAACAGAGAGAAGACAAGGAGAGGAUAUCUCGAGUCAGUACUAGAAUACGUAGUGAAUCGGAAUGGGAAGAAAUCAUUGAUGGACUUCAAGAACAGGAGAUGGAAGAAAAGAAAAUGAGAAGUUAUGCUGUGAUUCCACCUAUCAUAUUAGACAGCCGGCAACGGAGGCUGUGGUAUGUAAAUAAUAAUGGCCUUGUGGAAGACCUUUGCCAAGAAUAUAAAGAGAGACAAAUGUUAAAUAUUUGGACAGAUCAAGAAAAAGAAAUUUUCAGGGAAAAGUAUCUACAACACCCUAAAAAUUUUGCACUGAUUGCUUCUUGCUUAGAGAGAAAGACUGUAGCUGACUGUGUUCAAUAUUAUUAUUUAUCAAAGAAGGGUGAGAAUUUUAAGCAACUUUUAAGGAAGCACAGUGUUAGAAAAAGGACGAGGGCCUUAGGAAAACCUCAACAAAACCAACAACAACAAAUUGCACAAACUUCUGGUGUAACAACAAGGCAACAAGAAGAUGCAAAAGCUUCUAUAGUGUCAAGUUGUAGUACAUCUACAUCAUCAAAUUUUGAGACUACUACUCAAGCACCUACUGAUUGUAUUGCAUCUUCAAGUGCUUCUACUGUAACUACUUCUAGUUCUUCUAUUACGAACUGUUCCACAGCUCCAAUAAGCAGUACUAUAACUGCUGUUGGUGCAGAUAGUUCUGCUACAUCUGGCAUGGAAACUCCUGGUCCAAGUGGGAGUUCAAAUAACAAACCAGACUCAGGAAAAAUUCCUCUACCCAAUAAUAUAAGGAAAAAGAAAGAAGCAGUACUGAAAGGAAUGGAAAACAAGGAAGACGCAAGGAGCGAUAGCGAUACUGCAAGUGACCAACAAAAUGAUAAUAACCCUGCUCAACCCUGUGCUGUAUGCAAAAUGGAAUUGGACAACUAUAAUCAAUCUAGAGCUUUAACCAAAUCCAACUGCAGUACAUUUGGUAUUAAAGAAAGUGAUUUAGUGGCUGGUAUGAGAGUGUGUGCUUCUUGUCGUUUUAAAUCUGUGAGGAAGUGGUGUCCCAUCCCAACAUGCAAAACACCAAAACGUAAGGUGAAACGAUUGCGUCCAUUACCUAGUAAAUUGUCUGAAUUAUCUACUGAGGCCAAGGAAGCAAUUCUAAAUGAACUUGAAAUUCCGCCUGAUGUAGCAAAGUGUUGCUCCGCUUGUUUUAAUAGGAUUGUUCGAAAACUAGAAAAUAAUUCAGCUGGAGAUGCAGAAUCAUGUGAAACAAAAUGGACAGACUAUGAAACAGACAUGAUUAAACAGGCACUUAGUCAGCAUGGUACUGAUUGGGAGUCUGUUGCUAAUGUUGUGGGCACUAAAAGUAAAGAACAGUGUAGACAGUUUUUCUUCAGUUAUAAACAUAAAAUGGGUCUGGAUGACAUAGUUCAUGAAUUUAAGAAGUCUAAAAGAUAUAGUGAAGAUAUGCAACAAGAUGGGAAACCUCCACCAAUUGUGACAGAUGAAGAAGAGAGUGGUGAAACUACAUCUAGCUGCGAUGAAGAUGAUAGAGCAGAUAGAUGUAGUAGUGAUACAGCAAGUGCACCUAGCCCAGUUGAUAAAAUUUUAAGUGAAGACAAAUCUGAUAGUCAAAGAACUCAAGAGAAUGUUACUGAAACAAAUCAGCCUAGUAUUCUGAAUACAGAUGAAUCAAGAAGCCGUAACCUGCCACAUCUUGAUGCUAGUCCCAAAUGCCAACCAGAUUAUGAUAGUAGUGCAACAGUGAGUGCUGAUGAAGGCCAGAAUGAUGGUAGGGAUCCUUCUCCUCGUGUUGUUCACAGCAGCCACUCACUAAAAAUGAGUGGUGAAAGGAAACAUUUUCAGUCUCCUCUGCCGAUUCCCAAAGAUGAGAAUCGACCAUCUGAUUCAUCUAUUCCUCUUGUUAAGACUUUACUUCAAGACCCAAAAGUUGGUGCGACUUUGCAAGAUGAUGCUGCACCUUAUAUUCAGCCUCCUAAAGUCGUCAAGGAAGAGCCAACCUGUGUUAGAGAUUUGAUCUACCAAGCUAUUGAGAUGAGUCUUGGGAGUCAAUGGCCAUCAUCCAAAGGAGGAAGGAAUAGCAGCCCCAUUCCAACAUCUGUGCCAGUUGUGUUGAAGACAGAUUCUCCUGAUAUUACCAUAGUGGAACAAAAGAAGGAAUUAGAUGCUUCUGGUGCCCUUAUUCCACCUGCACACAGUGCGUCUCGACAUCCUUCAAGACCUAACUCUCAUCAUAUGGAAGUUAGUUCUGAUUUUGAAGUUCAGGACCUUAGUAAAAAAGUGAAAUCCAGAGAUGUUAGUCCUGUGAAAGAUUUCCUAAAAAGAGAGCGUGUUGUUACUCCUGUGAGACCUCCUUCUGCUUCCAGUAGCUCUGGCGCACAUGUUCAAUACUACAAUGGACCACCACCUCCAGCACAUAGCAACCAAUAUCGUUCUUCCCAACCUCCUCCUCCUGCAUUGUCACCUCAUUAUGUUGCUGAACCUCACCAUGAGGCCUAUUAUCCUCGAACUGGAGAUCCUAGAGGAAAGCCUUUCUUGACAUCAGAAAGACCACAUUCUCAACCUCCUCACCUUGUGGCACAAUCAUCUUCACUUCCUAACAAUUCAUCUGUGCCUCCACAUGCUAAGCCUGUACCAAUAAAAGCUACUGUCCCCCCACCACCCCCACUUGUUGCAUCAAAACCUUCUCAGAUGUCUCCUAAAGUUCCUUUUAAAGACAGAAUUGUGUCUAUGCCUCCUAGUGGAUCAAUUACUCAAGGAACUCCAGUGAAUCAACAAUCUAUUCCUGUACCCCCAACAAACUUAUCAUCUUCACGGUAUGAAGGGCUUAUUAGAAACUUGCCACCACCACAAACUAAAGAAGGUGGGUCAAUAACACUAGGCACACCAGUUCAGCAUGAAUUAAAGCGUAUUCCCAGCAGCAGAGCAGAAUCUUUCCCUCCAAAUUUGCCUGAAAAUGUUGUUCGUCAGGCUGUACCUGCAAUGUAUGAUCCAAGUGUGAUGGAAUAUUAUCGACAGGUUGCACCUGGUGGACAGCAGUAUGCAUUUGCUCCUGGUUAUCCACCUUACCCAGGCAAUAUGGCUCCUCAACGUCCACCUUAUCCUAAUGAAUCCCAACUUAGCACAAAACAAAUUAUGAUUGAUUUUAAUACAUCUAAGCAGAUGCAAAUGCGCAGAGGUGGAGGUGGUCCUCCUGAAAAGGAAUUAAAAGUUUCUCCUAGAGGUUCUGAUUCUAACCCUGCACAAAUAGUACCUCAAGAAAACCAUCUUCAUCCUAUGUAUCCUCCUGCAAACUAUCAGGGUAGUAGUGGUCCACAUUAUAAUCAUGUACCCUCUGGCUACCAAACUGCAGAUUCUCGUUAUAUGCAUCAUCGAUCUCAAAAUGCUCAAAUAGAUAGGACUCGUAGCCCUUCAGGUGUUGAGUCUCCAUUAAGUGCAGGUUAUCCGCAUCCUGGAAAGCGCAGUCCAAGUUUAGCUUUGACAUCAGGAAGACAAAAUGUUAUUCAAAAUGUUCAUAGGAGUAUAACUUGGGGUACAGUUAAACCAUCUGUGAUACAAGCUCCUCAGUCUGCCUCUUCUCGUACUCCUGAUAUGCGUACUGAAACUGUCAGUCCUGCUACUGUUAGAAAAUCUACUCCUUCACCACGCCAUCCACAACCAAUAUUAUAUCCAUCUGUUCCUCCUUCAGGGCAUGAUGCUUUUAAUACUCUGGUGAAUGCAGCUGUUGCUCAACCUAGUCUGAUUGUUCCAAAAGAUGGUAAAGGAUCUCCUACAUCUAACAUUCACUCUCGACAAGAAGUGAAAUCACCUAGAGAUAGACCAGUUGUUGAAGGCCUUGAGAAAACAUUGAUGGACAUGCACCAACGUCCUAGAUCAUAUGCAGAGUCUGGACAUAAUAUGCCAUCUCAUGAAAGAUCAAGAAGUAAUGAACCAAGCCCACCAGAACAACUUAGUGAAAGUCAUCGGUAUCAGAACUCGGUGCAUGGUUCUUAUGAUUUAUCACGAGAACAAAGAAUGUCUGAAAAACAAAUGCUCAUGAAUGACCAACCAACAACACUUCGACUGGGAAAUAUGAGGGAGCCAUUUUCUAGAGAACAGUUUGAAAGACAAAUGAGGCAAACCAAUGUGUCAGCUUCUAGAGAUCGUGCUUAUGGCAAGAAAGAAGAGGAAAGAUGUCGUUCUGGGUCUUCAGAAAGUCAGACACCAAAUUAUCCAAGCCCAUCUCCACAACAAUCUGAGUUAGAUAAUGAAGCUUCCAAGAUUUUCUCCCAGUCUUUCCAGAAAGAUGCCCCAAGAUCUAAUUCAUCUCCACGUGGUUUCACAGCAGCUAAUUUGAUUGAUGCUAUAAUCACUAGACAAAUUAAUCAAAAUCCAGAUACUCCUGCUGUGACCAAAAGCUCUAGUAUGGAUAUAUUUGGUCAAUAUCACCCAGGUUACGAAGGAAGUAAAACUCCUCCAAAAUCUAGUACAAAAAUGAACUCUAGAACUGAAGUGGUUACUAUUGAUGAUGAACCUGAAAAUGAAAAGACAUCAUCAUGGCCAGAAAGGUCGAAUUCACAUGGACGCUCUCCUCCUGUAUCAUCUAAUAACCCUAUGCCCCCUACAUCCAUGUCAUAUUCCAAUGAAAAAGUUUAUACUCUUAGUGAACAUAUUGCAGCCAUUAUUUCUAAAGACUACAAUAGCCCUUCUGAUGCUACUCAAACUCAACCUAUUUAUAGUAAUAAUAGCCAACCGUCUGCUACUACAUCUGUUUCUGCAUCUACCCGGCCAUCUUAUGUGAUUGGAGUUGCUUCCAAUUCUCAUAAUCCAAAUGGAAAACCACUGGAAGGAAUAGCUUCUGCUUUGCCAUCUGAAGCAGUUCUAGUAAAUUCAAAUACUUCUCAUGGGGUACCAGACCAUACCCCACAAAAUUGUCCAGGCAAUGGCUGCUCUUACCAUACACAUAGCUGGAAAUUAAGAAGGGCUUUGCAGCAAGAUAGAGAUAGGGAUCAUAGAUCACCUGGGUUAAAUGAAAAUGCACACAAGAGACCAUCAUCUAAUCAAAGUUCUGAUAUGCCCCAAGAAGAAAGACAAAUAAUACGAGUUGCUCAAACAUCUUCCCCAUCUGCACCUGCAUCAACUCGAACUUCACCAACUGGCCCAUAUGGAGUAGAACCUAUUUCUCCACCUAGUCAAAGCAACGAAAAUGUAGAAAGUUCUAGCAGGACUAACAGUCAACCUCCAGCAUGGACUAACAACCCAGGUAUUACAGGUCUCCUUACUACCCGUCACAUAUAUCCACAAGAAUACCCUGAAGGUAUUCCUCCUCCUUCUAUGCCCCAUUACACUGUACCAACUUCUGUAGGCUCUGGUUCUUCAAGUGGACCCAAUCGCCCUCCACAUCAACAACAAAUGGGCUUGUCGCCUUUAGAUUAUGUUAAGAACCGAAUUGUUGAAGUAAUGAGGACUGCUGACAAUGAGCAAGAAGUAUCUGAAUCUCGUCGACCACAAUCUGCAAUGAGCUAUUCUGAAGAAAGAGAUCAGCUUCAACACAUGUAUCGAUAUCCAUCUGGUUCAGAACGCGAUGUUCCAGCAGAAAGACCAGGCAGCACAGGUAAUGGCCCACCUGUCCUCCAAGGGCAACGUUAUAGUCCUGCUGUAACACGCUACAGUCCUAUUCCUCCAAGGCCUUCUAGUGCUGCAGAACGAGUACCCAGCAGAAACUCUACUCCUGGGGAGGUACCUCGAUCUCAUAAGCGUGGAUCUGAAGGCCACCUUGUGUCUGGAGAUUGGAGAGAUAGUCCUAACGUUUCCUCUAGGGCUAGUUCUCGUUCUGUAUCACCUAAUAACAUAGAUCAUCCAGACAAUUCUUCACGCAAAAAGACUCGCUCUGAAGGUACUUUCAUUCCAGAGAGCACUACAGAUCGCGCUCCAGUUUUGUUACCUCAAAAUUCCAUUGGCAUACAACGCUCAGGUUCUCUGUCGGAAGCACCCAGACUUAGUUCAAAUAAUCCCAGCCCUCAAGUUCUGGACAGUCAGAGUGCUUCCAAAGGCAUAGUAUCACCACGAAUGGAUUCUUACCCUUCACAGACUGAUGGUGAGUGCUACAAGUUUCGAAUAAAUGAUAACAGACCUGAUGGCCAAUGGAGCUUGAUGAACAACCAUAACCGAACUUCAGAAAAUGAGCCGCUGGCACGGCUCAGUGAACCUAUGAACAUUGGUGCUGCUUCAUCAACUACUGUUGAACCUUUCUCUCCAUCGAACAGGACAGAAAUGCCAUUAAAGUUGGAACGUAAUGAGACAGGUACAAGACAAAGUCCAGUGACUGGCUCUGGCAGUGGGUCGCAAGAGCCCAGUAGAAACAGCCCCAGUGCAUCAUCUCAGGGUCAGAGGAGUGCUACCUCGACUCCUAUAGGUAUGAAUGUUUCAUCAAGCUCAGGUCUUUAUUCUCCAUUUGGAACUCCAAAUGGUAGUGUUAGCAGCAGUACCAAUGCAAUGUUCUCAUCUGCCACAACACUACCUCCACCGGCUAGCCCGCAUGUGGCUUAUUCUUCUUUCUCAGGCAUGGGCAAUACAUAUGCUUAUCCCUUCUCAGCAUUAUCAAUGAGGUCACUAAAUGUCUCGACAACUCAUAGUUCCACUCCUUUAACCAACAACUCAUCUUCGGUUUCUAGUACUCAUAUUUCAAGCAUGCCGGUAAAUACUUCAUCGAGGAACUCACCAUCUCCGUUACAUAGGAACAGCAACCAGCCUCCUCCUCUGCUGUCUUCGCAAUAUGAACCUUUAUCUGAUGAAGACUGAAGGCAGUUGUAUGGACAACUCUUUUACUUCUAUCUGAACGGAGCGCCUGCUUAUUUUGCCCUUUUGCAUUCCAUGAAAAAACUAAACUACUCUCAAUGUGGUAUGUGAACCUGGCUGCAACAGUCAUUAGAGUUCUUUCUCAACUCUUAAUGUAAUUAAAAGGACAAUUGCAGUUGCAAGCUCUGGUUAUUGCUCAUGACUACCACUUGUAAUUUUGUUUCUUACUGUGAUCACUAUGUGGCAAGAAAUCUGGUUCCAAAAUUUGUGAUGUGGAAGUCUUUGUUUAUUAAUUAACACUGCCACAAUGGUUUCUUGGGGGCGGAUGUGUAUGCCAGUGUAUUUCCCCCCUUCUGAAAUUUAGUAAUUGUACUGUACACUGUCUCACAUUUAAGUGUAGACAUAACAUUAUUCAUCAAAAAUUUUGAUUGUAUAGUUUUUUUUUUCACUCUUUAAAUGUAUAUUUGAAUGAUUUUUGUACAUUUUUUUAGUGUCAUGAUGAAAGAUGCUAUAAUUAGUCAAAAUCAUUAAAUGUGGAAAAUGUAAAUUGAUACAAUCCUUUUUUUUAAAAAAAAAAAAUUCAAUUCCUGAGGCUUUUAGCUUUUUUCUAGUCGUGAGGAUUUGUAUUAGUUACUGCUUAGAAAGCUUUCGGUUUCCGUAACUUGAAGUCUCUACAGUGGGAAAACGCAAUCCGCCCCUAAUUCUUCAGCUCAAUAUGAAGUGGGGCAUCUCAUUUUUUAAACUCAAUAGCCAUUGUUCAGUGCCUUGGUCUGCUGCAGGGUACGAGGUAUCAUCCUAACAGACUUUGUAGUCCUCACUUUUUUUUUUUUCUGUUUGAAAACUGUGUGCGCAGUAUUUUCAGGCCAGCUUGGAUGUCCAUCUUAUGAGCAUCUAGCAGGUAAUAUGCUGGCAUGUCCAAAAAGUACCCUUAUGCCCAGUUAUCUUUCCGGUCUGAAAUAAUGGUAUGGAUAUUGUGGCACACCAGUACUAUAAUUUAGAUGUGUAUUUUAUAAUCAAUGACAAAUUGAUCUUGGUGAAAUCCAACUUGGUAUUAUGCUAAUUGAAUUAAUGAAAUUUUAAAAGUUUUCAUCUGUAUGUAAUAAUUUUUUGCAGCGUUGAAUUGUUCCCGGUGCUAAUUAUUUUCUUAUCCUGAUUCACACAUGAUUUUUUUAGUAUGUGUGUUGUUAUAACUAACAUAUUUUCCAUUUGACAAUACUAGUAUCAUUCAUCUAAGCAUAAAAAUAGAAUGCAAAAUAAAUGCUGCAGUUCAUCUUCAUUAUCAUAUUGUAAAUAAAGCCUUGUAUAUAUUUUUUUAUUCUUCAAAAAAAUUGAUGUGCAAUAUCCACUUUGGAGAAUUUUUUAUGUAAAUCGCACGAUAAUCCAUUUUUACUGACAUUCCGUAUUGUUUAGUGAGUGUCUUGAAGUCCAUUGACAAUUUUUUAAUUAUUUGUGAAAUGAUUUAUAUAAAAGCCAUUAACUUUUAAUAUUGGCUAAAUAUGUAAUUUUUAGUUUUAAAAUUUAGGCAUUAUCAGGAUAUAUAAAUUUUUGAAAAUAUAUAUGUAUUUUCUAAAUGGCCUUGUUCAUCUCUUUAGUUGGAUUUUUAUGAAUUAUUACUAUAAUUUUUUUUUGAAGAAUUGAAAGAAUAUUCAAUGUAAGUAUAUUCAUUUGUAUAUUGUGCAAAGAUUAGAGAAGUACUGGUGUGUCAUGAAAACAAAAUGAGCAGAUGAUGUAAAUACUCUUUUGGUGGUGAUAAUAAACCUUGAAAUUAAACAUAUGGUGCUGGAAAGAUGACAAUGAAAAGUGAAAAGUUUUCAGAAACCUCAGAUUAUAACAUAUGCAUAUAUAAAUAUAAAUAAAUAAAAUAUAUAUAUAUAUAUAAAUAAAUGCCAUUGGUUGUCACUAAGUACUAGAACUAUGAUCACCAUUUUUAAAAUAUAUGUGAUUUAACUUUUUUUUCUGAGCAGUCAGCAUUCACAUUGAAUGUAAUAUUUACAUGAGUGUGUGGUUUAGGGGGGAAAUGACAUUGUAAAAUAUACCUUUUCUGUAAGAAAUAAAUCCAAGUUUUGGAAUGUAUAAGUUGUACAUAGUAUCGCAAUUUUCUUGAAUUGAGGGCAAUUGCAUUUUAAAAUGGAUUGCUCACUCAGUUUCAAGAAAUUCAGAGAUAAAAAAAAAUGUAUCAUAUCAGUGUUGAAUGUUUGUACCUAAGCUGGCUGUAGUAUUUCAGAGACCUGUUACUUUUGUUGGCAAAUUAAAAAAAAAAAAUCUUGUUGAUAAAAU
Molecule: messenger RNA, 11012 nt
Organism: Argiope bruennichi
Lineage: Eukaryota; Metazoa; Arthropoda; Arachnida; Araneae; Araneidae
Gene: Smr
Product: nuclear receptor corepressor 2-like
Exons: 22
Coding region: 615-8738 (2707 amino acids)
Biological process (GO): regulation of transcription by RNA polymerase II
Source: RefSeq, a predicted model, not a curated record